This is a messenger RNA of Triplophysa dalaica, 1878 nucleotides long. RefSeq names its product hydroxymethylbilane synthase a (gene hmbsa). The transcript has 14 exons. Gene Ontology annotation, biological process: heme biosynthetic process. The coding region runs from base 145 to 1221 and encodes 358 amino acids. The record is from RefSeq and is a predicted model, not a curated record. Gene Ontology annotation, cellular component: cytoplasm. Gene Ontology annotation, molecular function: hydroxymethylbilane synthase activity. NCBI's taxonomy places the organism in Eukaryota, Metazoa, Chordata, Actinopteri, Cypriniformes, Nemacheilidae.
CAGCAGAAAUCCAGUCACGCGCAAGGUUGAGGCAGCACAGUAGUAUUAGGAAGUCACUCGAAACACUUGCAUAUAUGGCAGAAAAUUCUUGAUACGUUUCGGGAAACCUUCGGCACUUCAGAUCGCUCCAUUUCAUUGGUGAAAAUGUCUGAAAACAUUAGUAUUUGUCAAGAUGGAAAGGGUAAACUCAGUCGGGUUAUUCGCAUGGGAACAAGGAAGAGCCAGCUGGCUCGCAUCCAGACGGACAGUGUGGCCAGCAGACUGAAAGAGAUUUAUCCUGAUGUUCUUCUUGAGAUAGUUGCCAUGUCCACAAUUGGGGACAAAAUCUUGGACACUGCAUUAUCAAAGAUUGGCGAAAAGAGCCUCUUCACCAAGGAGCUGGAGAAUGCCCUUGAGAGAAAUGAGGUGGAUAUUGUGGUGCACUCUCUUAAGGACUUACCUACCUCAUUGCCUCCUGGAUUCACAAUCGGAGCCAUUCUUCAGCGUGAAAACCCCCAUGAUGCAGUGGUGCUUCAUCCAAAGAAUGCAGGGCUUACCUUGGAUAGCUUGCCAGAGAAGAGUGUGAUUGGCACAAGUUCGCUUCGCCGAGCAGCUCAGCUGAAGAAAAGGUUCCCUCAACUGGAGUUUGAAAAUAUUAGGGGGAACCUAAACACCCGUCUUAAGAAGCUGGAUGAAAAGGAAGACUAUGCUGCCAUUAUUCUGGCUGCCGCAGGCCUCAAACGCAUGGGAUGGGAAACCCGAAUCAGUCAGAUUCUGGGUCCUGAAGAUUGCAUGUAUGCUGUUGGCCAAGGAGCAUUGGCAGUGGAAGUCAGAGCACAAGAUAAAGACAUUUUGAAAAUGGUAUCUGUCCUGACUCAUUCAGACACCAUGCUGCGCUGCAUCUCAGAGAGAGCCUUUCUCAAGCAGCUGGAAGGAGGCUGCAGUGUGCCUGUUGCUGUUCAUACAGAAUUGAAUGGCUCCAUGUUGUAUUUGACUGGGGCAGUUUUUAGUUUGGAUGGCUCUGAGUGCUUGAAGAAUUCUGUGGAGAUAUGUGUGGAAAUAGACAACAAAGUGAACGAGAGCGCACAGGAAUGUGUACACGUUGGAGUCACUGCCAACAACGUAUCUUCUGUCGCACUUGAAGCUGCUGAGAAACUAGGGGUAGACCUGGCAAAUUUACUCCUUGAUAAGGGGGCCAAAGAAAUUCUUACAACAGCCAGAAAACUAAAUGAUGCUCAAUAACAUUUUUGUGUGCUGGAGUGUCUGAACUCGGUUUAGGAACUCUUGCCCAUAUAGUGUUAACUUGAAAAUGUUGUACACUUAACAGUGUGCACUGUAGCCAAGUCCUAGGGUUCUGAAAACAACAGUUUGAGAGAAUAUAUCAGUUUAUAUAAAUAUAUACUAUAUACACACAUAUAUACACCGUAUAUUAGUAAGUCACUUCUGUGCAUGUUUAUAACUGUGAUGACACCAGUCAUCUUCCUCAUCUGCCUCAUGCUCAAAUGUUGCAUAAUGUAUGCUGAUAAACUUGCACUUAUAUUUUCAGGUGGUGCUAGUUCUUGAAAGAUAAAAACUGUUUACAAGUUUUACAAUGUGAAGCAUUACUGUACUUCCCACAAAAUAUGAUCAUCUGUAAAUCAUCCAUGUUUUAAUAUCUGGUGCAUUUGGUUUUAUGGAAAACUGGAAUAUGACUACUGAUUUUCUAUUUUUUUAACGUUUUGAGAAUUGUCUACACAACAUGCAAAAUCCUUACUGCUAAAUAAGUCUGAAGGACUUGUAUAACUAGUGUUCUGCGGAUUGUGUGUAUAAAUAUAUCUGAUUAACCGUGUGUCAAGACCAGCAACUUCAUGUACUCCGUAACAUCUGAGGGAUUUGUUAAUAAAAAGUGACCAAAACCAA